AUGAAUAUGUUACGCUUUUGUUUCUUGCAUCGUGGCAAAGCAACAGAUGAGUGUCCGAAAGGUGUUAUUCAAUCGGAGCCGCAGAAGGACAAAGAAGCUUCUUCGCUGUCAAAUCAAACCGAAAUAAACGAGCGAUCAGAGCCGGAAGAAUCUGCAUGGUGUCCAAUAUGUUUGGAAAAAUAUCCACUGAAACACUUUCCGGCACUGACGAAUUGCAAGGACCGCUGCUGUGAAAGCUGCCUCGUCCAAUACGCCACAAUGGAGGUCAUGCAAGGUAAUGGGAAAAUUGGCUGUCCGGUUUGUUCGGCGGAUUUACACAAUAACGAUGUCUACAACUUAUUGAAAAAAGACAAAUGGUUACUUGAAAAGUUCGAAAAAUUUCAGUUAAUAAGGGUUCUCUCUUGGAAUCCUGACAUGAGAUGGUGUCCGGCUCCUGAUUGCGAGUACGGAGUACUAGCGGGAAAUUGCAACGAAUGUCCAGAACUGCGCUGUGGAAGAGAAGAUUGUGGAAUCAGCUUCUGUUACAACUGCAGAGCGCGAUGGACAGAGAACCAUAGCUGUCGACAGAAAACUCCGUCUUUCACGUCGAAGAACACGAAGCUUUGUCCUAGAUGCCACAUCUCCGUACAAAAGCUGAACGACUGGGCGUGUAACCACAUCGUAUGCAAGAUAUGCGGGUGUGAAUUCUGCUGGCAUUGCGGAAAGGAGGCUGGUCCGACGCACUUCCUCUUUCCGCCCGAAUGUUCGUUCAUGGGCCGCAGUAGAUACAGUCAAGUGCGUCAGCUUAGGAACAUUUUAGUGACGCUGUUGUUACCACUGGAAUUUGUGAUUGCCCUAAUUGUUUCGGUCCCCGUUUCUGUUAUCGUCAAUCCGGUUGUCCAAAAUGUGUUGUUAGAAUUAUGUGAUGAGUUGCGACAGCUGGCGACUCCAUCUACCCUUUUUGCCCUUCUGCUCGACGAAUGA
Messenger RNA from Soboliphyme baturini, 963 nucleotides. The record is from the annotation of a GenBank genome assembly. Lineage: Eukaryota; Metazoa; Nematoda; Enoplea; Dioctophymatida; Soboliphymatidae.